Messenger RNA from Octopus sinensis (East Asian common octopus), 2398 nucleotides. Its product is annotated as glycylpeptide N-tetradecanoyltransferase 2. Gene Ontology annotation, cellular component: cytoplasm. Bases 93 to 1706 code for a protein of 537 amino acids. Gene Ontology annotation, biological process: N-terminal peptidyl-glycine N-myristoylation. The record is from RefSeq and is a predicted model, not a curated record. Lineage: Eukaryota; Metazoa; Mollusca; Cephalopoda; Octopoda; Octopodidae. Gene Ontology annotation, molecular function: glycylpeptide N-tetradecanoyltransferase activity. The transcript is spliced from 13 exons.
AAAACCCAGAUUGUAAUAAAACCCUUUUUUUUCUUCCGCAAAACCCGAAACUUCCUCGUCUCGGCGUUAGUACAGAUGAGAAAGCUCUCAUCAUGGCGGACGCCGAUUCGUUGUACGACAUGAGUUCUGACUUGGAUAUGGAUCAAAGCGCCGUCGAUGCAGACGUAGAAGACGACGAAGUGUCUGGACAAAGUGCUGAAGCAGCGGCUCGUAAGAAGAGCAAGAAGAAGAAACGUAAGCAAAAGGACAUUGAAAGAUCCAGCGGAGAUUCUGAUAGCCAGGUGUUUGCUGAUGAAAAAGAACAUAGAAUUCCACGGAUUGAGGGCAAAAGUGAUCAAUCACAAUCAGGAAUUGAAGCUGAUUCGGAAGGAACAGAGUCCAAAAAUCAAGCCCCUCUUGACAAGGAUGACAAAGCUGUUACUAAAGAUGGUCAACCAGAGAAUUCCAAGCAUCAAUCUAUUGUAGCCGGUCUUCAGAAGAUUCAGUGGGCCAUGGAGUUACUCUCUAUGCCACAAGGUGCUCCAAAAAGUUUAGAAGAAGCCAACAAAAAGAAAUACCAGUUUUGGGAGACACAGCCUGUUCCUAAACUCUCGGAGAAAAUAGAUGAAAAUGUUAAUGAAUGUAUUGAGACUGACAAGCUCCCUGAUGACAUUCGUCAAGAAUCUUACUCUCUACCAGAUGGCUUUCAUUGGGAUACAUUAGAUAUCAACAAACCAGAUAUACUGAAAGAGCUGUACAUCCUUUUAAGUGAGAAUUACGUUGAAGAUGAUGAUAAUAUGUUCAGAUUUGAUUAUUCUCCUGAAUUUCUUCAAUGGGCAUUACAACCUCCUGGUUGGGUAAAGGAUUGGCAUUGUGGUGUACGAGUAACAAAGAAUGGUAAACUAGUAGGAUUUAUCAGUGCCGUGCCUGCACACAUUAAAGUAUAUAAAAAAUUUAAAGAUAUGGUAGAAAUCAAUUUUUUGUGUGUACAUAAGAAACUUAGAUCAAAACGGGUGGCUCCUGUUUUAAUUCGGGAGAUAACGAGACGAGUCCAUCAACGUGAUUUGUUCCAAGCUGUUUACACUGCUGGUGUUGUUUUACCCAAACCCAUAGCUUGUAGCAGGUAUUGGCAUCGUUCUUUAAAUCCUCGGAAACUCAUUGAAGUACGAUUCUCUCACCUGGGGCGCAAUAUGACAAUGCAAAGGACUCUAAAGUUUUAUAAACUACCUGACCAAACUAAAACUCCAGGUUUCCGAGAUUUAAGAAUAGAGGAUGUGGAAAAUGCCUAUCAGCUUGUAUUGAAGUAUCUCCAUAAAUUCGACCUAGCACCUAUAUUCAGUGAAAAGGAGUUUAGACACUGGUUUCUGCCACGUCCUGGAAUAGUAGACAGCUAUGUCGUUGAGAAUGAUGGUAAAAUUACUGACUUUGUCAGUUUCUACACUCUACCCUCCACCGUGAUGCAUCAUCCAGUCCACAAAACCCUCAAAGCAGCUUAUUCCUUCUACAAUGUCAGCACUCAGACGCCCUGGCUCGACCUUAUGCAAGACGCCCUUGUUGUAGCGAAAAAUAUGGGAUUUGAUGUUUUCAAUGCUUUGGACCUGAUGAACAACCGAGAAUUCUUAGAGAAAUUAAAGUUUGGCAUUGGUGAUGGCAAUCUACAAUAUUACCUGUACAACUGGAAAUGUACUCCAAUGGAGGCCCAUCAGGUUGGUUUGGUCCUCCAAUGAGAACUGUGUAUGUAUAUAUAAAGUCACUUAAAACCAUUUGUCUAUUUGCACUGAAGAAGAAGAAGAAAAUGAUGAUGGUGAUGGUGAUUCACUGAGCUGGUUGAGUUGUUUGCAGCUCUUCAAUUCCUCCCCUCUAACCAAUUCUACCACCACCACCACCACCACCCCACCAACAAUAACAACAACAACAAACCAACCAACCAAACAAUCAUUCAUUCACUGGACUGAAACUGCUGCUCUGCUGUGGCUUGCUUGCUUCUCUCACCCCUCCCCAUCCCCUACUCAUGGGGUCUACCAACAUUAUAAUUAAUCAAUUAUUAUUAUUAUUAUUAUUAUUAUUAUUAUUAUCAUCAUGAAGGUGGUGGGUUGGCCAAAUUGGUAGAGGGAACAGAAUGUUUCAGUUACAUCUCUUUGUGUUCUGAGUUCAAAUCCGACUGAAGCCAAGUUCACUUUUCUUCCUACCAAAAGUCGCUAACUUCUAAAGUACCAGUUAAAUACUGGUGUUAAAUUAAUCAACUGUAACGCCCCACAUCUUUUCCCCCCCAAAUUUGGGUUCUUUGCGCCUCUUAUUAUAAAAAUUAUUACUAUUUUGAUUAGUUAAGAUGGCAAGCUGGUAGAAUCGUUAGCAUACCAGGCAAAAUGCUUUGCGGUAUUUUGUCCAUCCUUACAUUCUGAGUUCAAAUUCCACCAAG